AUGCAAGUGGAAAUGGGUGGUCUACUUCCUCCACAUACAGGUGCCAUGGCAGCAGCGCGAGCCUCGGAAAUCGGGCCGCAAGGGCUAACUUACUUCGUGGACGCGACUAUCGUUCGCAACGUACCGGAAGACGAUAAGUUGAUCAAAGAGGAGAUGUUUGGCCCCGUUCUUGUGGUCAAUACCUUCUCGGACGAGGAGAAAGUCUUGAGGAGAGCAAAUGAUACCGAGUUUGGCCUGUACUCGAGUGUCUUUACGAGCGAUAUUUCGCGAGCUUUGAGAGUUGUCAAAGCGCUAGAGGCUGGUGCAGUUGCCGUUAACUGUACAAGUCCUUUCAUGGUUGUUGAUCUGCCAAUGGGCGGAUGGAAGCAAAGUGGUAACCUACCCUACAAUACAAAACCAUACGAAAUCGAGGAAGUGCUCGCCACCAAUGGCUUCGGCCACUUAGAAAAUAUCCACAUCUCUAUCGAUCCCGUCAGCGCACGGAACCCAGGCUACUGUUUCGUCGACUUCACCGACCGAUCGACUGCCGACCAUGCCCUUAGUUCCUUGAGCGCAACCAUUAGUGGACGGCCUAUAAGGGUAGGCCCAUGCGAGCCCAAGAAGCAGGGCGAUCGCCAUUACAACCGCCAGGACAGCUUUGCUUUCCGGCGAUGGGGCGAUUGGAGCGCCACUAGCGAGAUUACCAUUGGCCAAAUCAGUGGCAAGGGGAUCGAACAGGGUCCCUACUGGGCCCUGGAUCACUUUGAUGACAUGAUACAGAGCCACGAGGCGCGGAGGCUCUAUGUCGGUGGGUUGGGCAAGAUGAUUAACCAAGCCCAACACAACCGAGAGAUCACCGAUCUUUUCGCUGGCUUCAGCCCGACGGCGAUUGGCAAACGGAUCACGCCACACAAGAGCACAAGAUCUAUGCCAGGCAACCAUCACUACUGCUUCAUUGAUUUCGAGACCAAGGAGGAGACAAAAGCAGCGAUGAAGGCACUGAACGGCAGGCCCAUUGCGGAGGGCAAGCUAAAGGUAGCGCUGGCGGGGGACAUACCUAGAACGCUGGUUAAUCGUCAUACUGAUGUCAGAUACGGUCGCCGUGUGUACAAUGGGAAUUACUUGGGUUCAAAUAGCCCCUGUUCUGAAAACAUGGCGGAAUCGAACAAGGCCUUAGCAUCCAGCGACUGGCGCAGGAGGGGUAACGAGUAA
Penicillium canescens is the source of this 1191-nucleotide messenger RNA. Its product is annotated as RNA recognition motif domain-containing protein. The coding region runs from base 1 to 1191 and encodes 396 amino acids. The record is from RefSeq and is a predicted model, not a curated record. Lineage: Eukaryota; Fungi; Ascomycota; Eurotiomycetes; Eurotiales; Aspergillaceae. The transcript is spliced from 5 exons. Gene Ontology annotation, molecular function: aldehyde dehydrogenase (NAD+) activity; RNA binding.